AUUCUCCAGUUUCGUGAGAACCUAACCUAAGCUAACCUACAUCAACCUCGAGUGGCGUUCGGUACGCGUGUCGUGUGGCGCGUGUUCUCGGCGAAUCGGCGGACUCGGUGCUCGGUGAAUCGCUGUGGAGGAGACGCGAAAACAGCCGGUGCGCGACACCGCGGACACCCGCCCGCCCGUCUCCGAAGAAACGUCGCCGGGUCGCCGGCGACGAGCGCGAGCGAGAUGCUGCGGAGCGUCCUGCAGUCCAAGUUCGGCUACGAGGAUUUUAAAAAUGACAUUCAGAAGCAGGCGACCACCGCCGUUUACAAAGGAAAGCAGGACGUGUUCGUGUGCAUGCCCACGGGCUCCGGGAAGUCUCUCUGCUUUCAAUUGCCGGCGAUAAUGAAGGAGCACAAGGUCGCGAUUGUCUUCUCGCCGCUCUUGGCUCUGAUGAAGAACCAGAUAGACUUUCUGGUGAGCAAGAAAGUGAACGCCUGCUCCUUGAACUCCACCACUUCCAGCAAGGAGAGAAACGCCAUUAUGGGGGACAUACUGUCGGAUGCGCCGAAGAUAAGAUUGUUGUAUGUCACUCCUGAAAUGGGAGCGCAGCAUCAUUUUCAGGAAACCAUAACACAAAUGCAGAAGAAGAAAACGCUCUCUUAUUUCGUUAUCGACGAAGCCCAUUGUUUAAGCGAGUGGGGUCACGAUUUUAGACCAACUUACAGACAGUUGGGAACGUUUAAAAAAUUGUGCCCGAAGUUACCUAUGAUUGCAUUAACAGCGACCGCCGCACAACAGGUGAAGGACGACAUUCUCGAAAGCCUGCACAUGAAAGACGCAGCGAUAUUUUCCCAGCCGGUAUUUCGUCCAAAUUUAUAUUACGACGUGUGGUUCCAAGAGGUGUUAGACAAGCCGUUUGUACAUCUGAAAGACUUUAUUCUGAACGCGCUCGGCCCCCCAGACAAGUCUAUUCCUACGCACCAAAGAAAUUGUGGUAUCAUUUAUUGUAGAAAGAAAGAAACAACGGAAGUUGUUGCGCAUAAAUUGUCUCUUGCGGGUAUUCCUACGCUUGCAUAUCAUGGAAGCUUAAAAGCUCAGGAACGUAAUGAAGUGCAAAACAGGUGGACGGUAGGCGAGGUCUCUGUCAUCGCGGCGACGUGUAGUUUCGGAAUGGGUGUUGACAAAGGAUCUGUUAGAUUCGUGGUUCAUUGGACAGUACCACAGAAUAUUGCGGCAUAUUAUCAAGAAUCAGGUAGGGCCGGUAGGGACGGCGAUCCGGCGUUCUGCCGUAUUUAUUUUAGCAACGAGGAAUAUGGGCCCAUUUCGUUCCUCAUUAAAGAGGAAAUCUCCCAGAAGAACACGGAACUUGUAAAAAUAAAAUGGCAGAAUUUUGAGAAGAGCAUCGCGUAUUGUUUAGAGACAAAGUGUAGACAUGCGGUAAUUUCAAAAUAUUUUGGGGACACUCCACCGCCUUGCAGAAACAGAUGCGACGUUUGUAAAAAUAAGAGCGAAGUACAAGCGAGAAUUGCUCAAUUUGAAAUGUGUCAGACUAGAUCUAGAAAAUCCCGGAGUAAUAUGGGCAGUGUGAUGCAAAUGGGAUGUAAUGAUGAAAUGGAUAUGUUUAAUGAGUCACAAGAAUCAAGGGAGAAAAUUGUGGCGGAUGAAAAGCGAGAAAGAAGAGAACUUAUUAUGGAGCAGUUCGCGCUCCGGCGUGGCACAUCUACGGAGGACAAAGUGAGGCGACAAAACAUGAAGGACGCGAAAGUAGCGCAUGUUCGUGCAGCUAAUAGUACGGAUAAAAAAGUUAAGGGUCUAACUGUUCAAAUACGAGAACACUUAUAUAAUGAUUUAAAAACGGCGUUACUUGAAAAUGGUCAAACCUUACACGCGGAAAUUGACAAACAGCGGCAGGAGAAAAGUAUGCACGAUGUAGCCAAUAGGCUAGAAUACAAAAUAUUUUCCAGCUCCAAAGUACCAAAUAAAUACAAAUUUGACAUGUCUAAAUUGAUUUCGUCGAUACGAAAAUGCACUAAUAGUAACAUUGUGCACGAAGCAAUACGUGACGGCAAUGAGACUGAGUUACAUAAUACCGAAUUUACCGACUCCAAUGAUUCUAAUAUAAUCGAUGCAUACAGUAAUGAACAAAUAACAAAUGCAGUUACAACAGAAUUUACCGGUUGUGUUGUGUCGAGUAUUCGUAAGCAGACUUUCCCUUCCGUUUUUAAGACUGCAUCAGAGAUUUUAAAUGAAGAAAAAUUACAAGUAUCUACGUCAGAUAAAGACAAAAAGGCUCGCUCUAAAGAAUUAUCUGUUAAUAAUAGCGAACAAAAAAGCACGUACCGAAACGAUAAAUCACGAAUAUCAAAAAUAUCAAGUGGUUUUGUUUGUGCGCGAGAAAUUCACGAGGGCAAUGUGACUAAAUCAAGUUCCUCCAAAUCGAAAGCUCGCAGAAGCAAAGAAGAUAAGAAUGUAAAGAGAGCAGUUAAAUCAGUUUAUGAGCAGAUAUUAGCGUCAACGCAGUCAUCAUCGAAGAAGACUGUGGACGAAAGGAGAGAUGUAUCUUCUGAAAUGGAAUUGUCAGUGGACAAUAUUCUUGAUUCUAUUAAAAUUGAAAAUAAAAGUAAAGAUGAAAGUAGAUAUAAGCGAGGCUACGAAUCUAUUGAAUGUCACGAGGAUGAUAUAAAAUCUGUUAAGAAACAAAGAAUUGUACAUACCGAAUAUAUCACUAAAACUAAUGUUAAUGUAUCCGAUAAAAAGAUUUUAGGUGACAAACUUGAUUCGAAAACGAUUAGAAGAAGCACAGAUACAAUCAUCAAUAUUAAUACUAGAAAUAAUGAUCUAUCGAGAACGAUAAAAGACAACAAAGAAAAGCACCUCGAGACAAAAGCUAAUGUAGAAUUAAAGAAAAGAGACGAAGUUGCACACACGUCUCAUUCGAAACGUCACAAGAGUAGCAUUAGUAACAAACCAAAAGUACCUGCAGAUAGAGCUACACAAUUUAAAACGGCAGAAAUUUUAAAGUCAUAUUUAAUGAAAUACUACCCGUCAGAACGUCUUCCGGAUAGGGCGACGUUUUCAAAAACUUGCAGAGAAAUGCAUUACAAUAUGCUGAAAAAGAAAAUAUUUGAUAAAGAAGGAAUACACGACUUUGUUAUAAGCUUUAUGAGUCAAUCUUAAAAGAGUGUUUAUUUCACAUGCUUUUACCUUCUGUUGAACAAGCGACAGGGAAAUAAUCCUGUUUAUAAUCAAUGCAUUUAAUUAUAUAAUAAAUUUCUCAUUUGUAUCUUACAAACUCAUAUUAUAUUAAAUAUAUUUUUAAUAUAUAUGGCUAACCCAUUAUCUGCUCACAUAGAUUUAUACAAAAAUGCUUUCUUAAAAAAAAUUUUUUUAGGUAAAAUUUUUUGGUUGAAUCAUAUGUCGUUGAACCAUUGCUGGAAUUUUAAUUAUUUUUAUAAAAUGCAAAAGAUCGGAACGGCAACAAAUUUUGUAUAAUAUCAAUAUAUAUAUGUAUUUUAUUAGCUCAGUUAUUAUCACACAUUUCGUAGAUUUUCUUUUUAGAAAGUUACAAUAUCGUCAAUAUCGACAUUACAAAUAUAUAAAAAAGACUUCUAAAAUUUACAUAUUUAAAUUCUAUACCCGCACAUUACAUUACGAAACCUAUCCUUAUUACUAAAUAUUUUUCUUCAACGUGUAAGCGUAAAUAUGUACUUAAUUAGACUUAAUAUUAAACUUAUAUCUUCAAUAUUUGUAAUAAAUAAGGCAAGAUAUUUCAAUGAGAAAUAUUUAUCGCAAGAUGCUAUCGUUUACGAGCUAUAUACUGAGCUAUACUUUUGAUAGACAUAACAUCUUACAAUUAGUGUACAUUACAUAUUUGAUAAUUCACUAAUUAUUUACAUAUUUACAAUGAGGUAUAACAAACUGCAUUACAGAUUACAAAUGUAUUACUACGUAUAGGGUUACUGAGUCAUGUUACUGUAGAAAUAAAUAAAGACUAUUCUGAUUUUAGGCGAUAAA
Vollenhovia emeryi is the source of this 3996-nucleotide messenger RNA. RefSeq names its product ATP-dependent DNA helicase Q5-like. Bases 226 to 3159 code for a protein of 977 amino acids. The record is from RefSeq and is a predicted model, not a curated record. Gene Ontology annotation, molecular function: nucleic acid binding; ATP binding; four-way junction helicase activity. Gene Ontology annotation, biological process: double-strand break repair via homologous recombination. Gene Ontology annotation, cellular component: cytoplasm; chromosome. The transcript is spliced from 14 exons. Lineage: Eukaryota; Metazoa; Arthropoda; Insecta; Hymenoptera; Formicidae.